Messenger RNA from Scomber japonicus (chub mackerel), 1611 nucleotides. RefSeq names its product tripartite motif-containing protein 16-like. Lineage: Eukaryota; Metazoa; Chordata; Actinopteri; Scombriformes; Scombridae. The transcript has 2 exons. The record is from RefSeq and is a predicted model, not a curated record. The coding region runs from base 1 to 1611 and encodes 536 amino acids. Gene Ontology annotation, molecular function: protein binding; zinc ion binding.
AUGGCACAGAAAGGAGUUCAGCUUGACCAAGAAACAUUUUCUUGUUCAAUCUGUUUGGAUUUACUGAAGGAUCCGGUGACUAUUCCCUGUGGACACAGCUACUGCAUGAGCUGUAUUAAAGGAUUCUGGGAUGAGGAGCAUCAGAGGAAUAUCUACAGCUGCCCUCAGUGCAGACAGACCUUCACACCGAGGCCUGUCCUGAAGAAAAACACCAUGUUAGCAGCUUUAGUGGAGCAGCUGAAGAAGACUGGACUCCAAGCUUCUCCUGCUGAUCACUGCUAUGCUGGACCUGAAGAUGUGGCCUGUGAUGUUUGCACUGGGAGGAAGCUGAAGGCCUUCAAGUCCUGUCUGACCUGUCUGAUCUCUUACUGUGAGAAUCACCUCCAGCCUCAUUAUACUGUUGGUCAACUUAAAAAGCAUAAGCUGGCCGAGCCCUCAAAGAAGCUCCAGGAGAACAUCUGCUCUCGUCAUGAUGAGGUGAUGAAGAUGUUCUGUCGUACUGAUCAGCAGAGUAUCUGUUAUCUCUGCUCUGUGGAUGAACAUAAAGGCCACAGAACAGUCUCAGCUGCAGCAGAAAGGACUGAGAGGCAGAGAGAGCUCGAGGUGAGUCGACUAAACAUCCAGCAGAGAAUCCAGGACAGAGAGAAAGAUGUGAAGCUUCUUCAACAGGAGCUGAUCUGUCACAUCCGUAAAAGAAGCUCUGAUGUGAAGCAGCAGAUCAGAUCCCAGCAGCAAACUGACGUGAGUGGAGUCAUAAAGCUUCAGGAGAAGCUGCAGCAGGAGAUCACUGAGCUGAAGAGGAAAGACGCUGAACUGAAGAAGCUCUCACACACAGAGGAUCACAACCAGUUUCUACACAACUACCCCUCAGUGUCACAACUCAGUGAACCUACAGACUCAUCCAGCAUCAAUAUCCGUCCUCUCAGAUACUUUGAGGAUGUGACAGCAGCUGUGUCAGAGCUCAGAGAUCUACUACAGGACAUCUUGAGGGACAAAUUGACAAACAUCUCACUGGCAAGGACUGAAAUAGACGUUUUACUGUCAGAACCAGAGCCCAAGACCAGAGCUGAGUUCUUAAAAUAUUCACGUAAAAUAACUCUGGAUCCAAUCACAGCAUACUCAUAUCUGUUAUUAUCUGAGGGGAACAGAAAAGCAGAAGCAAUGAGACAACAACAGUCUUAUUCUUGUCACCCAGACAGAUUCACUGUAUGGCGUCAGGUCCUGAGUAGAGAGAUGCUCAUUGGGCGUUGUUACUGGGAGGUGGACUGGAGAGGGACAGGAGCAGUCAGUGUAGCAGUUGCAUACAAAAAUAUCAGCAGAGUAGGAGACUCAAAUGAAUGUGGAUUUGGAUAUAAUGCCAAAUCCUGGAUGUUAUAUUGUCCAUCUAAUGGUUAUGAAUUUUGGUUCAACAACAUCAGAACUCCUAUCUCAGGUCCUCAGUCCUCCAGAGUCGGAGUGUACCUGGAUCACAGAGCAGGUAUUCUGUCCUUCUACAGCGUCUCUGAAACCAUGACUCUCCUCCACAGAGUCCAGACCACAUUCACUCAGCCUCUCUAUGCUGGACUUUGUCUUUAUUAUGGAGCUCCAGCUGAGUUUUGCCAACUGAAAUAG